Molecule: messenger RNA, 1522 nt
Organism: Arabidopsis lyrata subsp. lyrata
Lineage: Eukaryota; Viridiplantae; Streptophyta; Magnoliopsida; Brassicales; Brassicaceae
Product: fasciclin-like arabinogalactan protein 5
Exons: 1
Coding region: 405-1274 (289 amino acids)
Cellular component (GO): plasma membrane
Source: RefSeq, a predicted model, not a curated record
CAAAAGUCGUUUGGUUAUCUUUUCCAUCAAAUUGUAAACGAAAGAUCUAUUUAUUUAUUACAAUGAUAAAUUCAUCUAAUAAACAUGCAAGUUCCAUCAUUAUAAUUUUAGUUCCUUUCACACACAAUAAAACUUUUCUUCAAAAUUUUAGAAUUAACAUAAAAAACUUGUCAAAACGUAAUUUAGCCGUCAAAUAAUUAAAUACUCAAUGGCCAAGUCUUACUACUAUACUCUAAAAAUAGAAGAGUAGACUUAGCUCACCAAAAAGACUAGUUCAGAUUUAGUACCAAAACCAGAGAAAAUCUCUCCUUUUAAACCACUUUUCUACAACUUCCUCACUUAACUCUUCUGCAUAAAUACCAAACGAGUGAAGCCCUCGAGGUUUAGCAAAGAGAACACACAAGAUGGGUCUCAAUGCCUCCCUUUAUCUCCUCUCCCUCACCAUCUUACUCGUCUUCUCUAAGGUCGUUACAGCGAAUAACAUCACGCUGGCCUUUCAGAAAUACUCCAAAUUCAGCAUCAUGAGCAACCUUUUCAUCAAGACCAAGCUCAUUGUACCUAUCAGCAAAUACCAGACGAUAACCGUGCUUGCUGUUAGCAAUGACGCUAUAAGCUCCAUCACUAACAGAUCCGAAGUUGAGCUCAGGAACAUCCUCAUGACUCAUGUUAUUCUUGACUACUACGAUGAGCUUAAGCUUCAGGGGAUGAGGGAGAAGAGUAUAAUGCUUACUACCUUAUACCAGACCACCGGUUUGGGUGAACAGAUGAAUGGUUUCUUGAACGUUUCCAAAUCUGAAGGAAGAGUUUACUUUGGAUCGGAAGUGAAGAACUCACCUUUAAACGCUGAGUAUGUCUCGACGGUGUACCACAAUCCUUUUAACCUCUCUAUAAUCCAGAUCACCAUGCCAAUAGUGGCUCCUGGACUCAGCCUUGCAAUUUUCCCACCUCCACCACCACCCGUUCCUGUAUCUCCAUCUCCAACUCCCAUGGAUGCUUCAGUGGUUCCAGGUCCAUCUCCCAUGAAUGCUGCAACAGCUCCAGGACCAGCUGCUGAUGACAAUUCCUCAGAUUCUGCUGUCCCAAAAACCCCACCUGCAACUGCAACAGCAACAGACACACCGGAGGCUGAUUCUCCAGCUCCUGCUCCAAGCGCCGAUAAUGAGAAGAUUGAAGCUGCUGAUAAGGCUAAACCAUCUUCUUCUGCUUCUAAGGCUGGUUCGAGCUUUGAUGUCAUUCUCUUGCUAGCAUUUUUGGCUAGCUUUGCUGGGUUCUAAGAUGGGUGAUGUGGGUUAAAGACAAUAAUGGUAGGUGAGAUUCAAAACAAUUUUUCUGUAGCUUUUUUAACUAAGAAGAGAGACACGACCAUUGGAAGUGAAAACCUAAAUGUGAUGAGCUUUCUUCUCAUCAUGCAUUGUAUUUAUCAGCCAUUUUGCAAAUGUGAUGUUUGUCCUAUUGAUUUUGUAACACAAUUCUAAGUGUUAGAACCAUGCUUUUACUAAUGCAAAGGAUGUUAAAAGUAAAA